Messenger RNA from Pieris napi, 6401 nucleotides. RefSeq lists its product as uncharacterized. NCBI's taxonomy places the organism in Eukaryota, Metazoa, Arthropoda, Insecta, Lepidoptera, Pieridae. The coding region runs from base 281 to 3778 and encodes 1165 amino acids. Gene Ontology annotation, cellular component: signaling receptor complex. The transcript is spliced from 11 exons. Gene Ontology annotation, molecular function: transmembrane receptor protein tyrosine kinase activity; ATP binding. Gene Ontology annotation, biological process: positive regulation of kinase activity; protein phosphorylation; cell surface receptor protein tyrosine kinase signaling pathway. The record is from RefSeq and is a predicted model, not a curated record.
AAUGUUCAAACGUAGUCUGUGACACGUAAACUGUCAUCAGUCGAUCUUUUGCGCGCGUAUUAGUAUGACGUGUAAUACGAAACAUAAAUAAAAUUCAUGUGACGUAAACAAUUGUUAAUAAGUUAAAUGUGAUAAUAUUGUGUUAGUGACAAACAUUCUGUGCAAUCAUUGUUUUUAUUCAUUAUCAUCAUUUUGAUGCCGCAAAUCAAUAGAGUAAUUACAGGCAGCUGGUGCAAGGAACCCGGCGCCACCUUCGAACCAGUCUCCGGUUAAAUUUCACAUGAGUUGGAGAAGCACGGCGUGCACUCUGCUGCUCGCCAUUACCAUCACUGUUUCAGAAACUAACAUAACUCACAAAGAAUCCAUAGCAGUGACAGCAUGUGUGGCGGGAGAUGGUGCCGAUGCGUCACCAGCGUUAGCAGAGUUAGCUGCACUAACAUUACGCAUAGGAGGAAUAAGAGCACAUGCAGUUCCACCACCGGAACUAUGUGUGUCUCCAUCAAGAGCAGACUCAGUCGCCUGCCAAAAAGCAAUCUUCUCAGACCUAGGUCUGGGAAAAUUACACGUAGCGCUCUUAUCAGUGCCAGCGGGUAGUACGCUCUCAUCGUGGUUGCUCAGGAAUAAUGGCUUGGAUGAUCUUGGCGAUGUUAUUAUGUCCCCAACUAGACGGGUGUGUGUGGCCCCACCACCAGCUAGAUCAAUACUGGAUUUAGAAGACGCUUUAAUAGCUCGAAAGUAUUACAUACCACGAGAUACAGCAGUAGAACUACAGGCUGAUAUGCAAAAUAAUAUAACAUUGAAAAACCAACCAAAGCUUCCUAAAUUGUAUGAGCCAGAAUGGUGUAACUCAAAUACAUCAUGUGCAACUAUCUUUACAAGUGAUGUGGGGGAGGCUCGUCUUUUAUACGAAGUAGUAAGGGAAAACUAUCUUCGCGCUAUCGUCGUUCCAGUAGGAGCAAAUUUACACAAUAUCACCAAUAGUAUCAACAAUCGAACGCUUGUUUGUGACUGGAAUCAACAUUUCCAAGAGCCGUUCUACCCUCUGGGUCCUCCACCAUGUAAAAUGGACGCAGAGAAAUGUCACUUUGAAAGCCGCCGUGUUGUGAAAUGGAUUAACACGAGAGCUUUAGCUAGGUCUCCCUCGGCUGUUCGAGCUUUACGCAGAUUAAAAAUCAACUUUUCUGGUUUGCAAGAGUUGGCGACGAAGAAGAGAGAUCACGGUGUCGAGGCUGGUGCUCUUGCCUUUUUGUCUGAUCAUCCAGUUCGCGACAAUGUACGUCAAUUACGUGUAGUCACAUUUUUACCUGAAGACACAAAACGUGAAGUUUACAACUCUUCGGCGUUAAUGGCUGCAGCAGUACUAGCUGCUAGAGAUCUUGAAGGACUUCUCCCUGGAAUUGCAACUUUUAAGGUCCAAACAUAUGACGACCGUUGCAAUGCAGUACAAGCUUAUAAAUACCUAAUAGACGCUUUGGGAACUGGUGACUAUGAUGCGUUGACUGCUGCUGUUGGACCUGCAUGUGGGGUACCAUUUGCAGACGUGGUUCGUCAGGGCCCUUCCCAUCGUCUCCCAGCGCUCGCCUAUACCCCUCAAUCUCCUCCGUCACCCCCAGCGGCCCCAUUGGCGUUAUUAGCAGCUGGAGACGCUAGAAGCAUAGGAUCUGCUGUAGCAGCCUUUUCAACUAGUUUAGGAUGGAGACGGAUGGUAUCUCUAAGCGAAACAGCAACACAUUCAGCCCUAGCAACAGCGAGUUUUGGAGUUGACUUUAUAGUUAACCUGGAGUUACCAGAUGAAAGACCGGAGUACGAUCCUUCUAUUUUUACAUUGUGGGCAGAUCGCGCAGCUCGGGCAAAUGGGCGAAUCAUCUAUAUAUCAGUAGAAGAUGCCCGGGCAGUACGCCACGCAUUAUGUGCGGGUCACAAGUCAGGCCUAACCCCCAGCAACGGUGCUGUCUGGAUCCUGCCUUCUGGUCUUCCACCCAAUUGGCAAACGCCUAAAGGCGAUACAUGUACAGCUGAAGAAAUUGACGAAAUGCUUCUUGGACAUAUUUCUGUGGCCCAGGAGUGGAUGCUACCAUGGCUGGAUGAUAAUACAAAUACCACGAAGUCGGAAGAAAUGGAGUCAUGGGAGUACCGUUGGAGAGAGGACUGUCAUAUGCUAAACAAACCAUGCGACAAGCCAGGUCCGUAUGCAGCUUUGCUGUAUGAUGUGCUAAAGCUUUGGGCCAGCGCUCUCAAAAAGCUGAUCAUUGCACGACCAGCUGCCCUUGACGAUCUUCAUGAUCCUGAACUUUUAAGAUCGUUGGUGACCAACGCAACGCUCAUCAAAUAUGUAGGACUGACGGGGAAAUUCGAAUGGAUUAAACUGAGCAAAGAUGGCGCUAUAUUUGCCCGAUCCUCUCCUCUUAUCAUCUACCAAUGGGACGGUCAGCGUCGACGUGAGAUUGGAAGAUGGUUUGAUGAUAAACUGGAGUUAGAAGAAAAUGCCUUGAAGUGGUACACAGCUGAUGGUCGUAGGCCUGAUGAUGGCCACGAUCGAUGCGCCCUACAGCCCUUAGCCGACUUAUUCAACAUACAAUGCCGUACAUCAACCAUUCUUCUAGUAUCAACUUUGCUGGGAGUUACAAUCGUGAUUUUAUCCGGACUAAUGGUCUACUGCAAGCGGCGGGCAGAGAAGAAGUAUCGGGCAAAACUCGAAGCAUUAACCUUAAGAAGACUUCCACUUGUCAAGGCUGUAGGCUUGGAUCCAUGGGAAAUCCCUCGUGAAAGAGUUGUUAUAAACAGAAAAUUGGGCAUGGGGGCUUUUGGGACCGUGUACGGCGGGCACGCCCUAUUGGCCGAAGAUCGAGGCUGGACAGCGGUAGCAGUCAAAACCUUAAAAGCAGGAGCCAGUAACGAGGAAAAACUAGAUUUUCUAUCCGAAGCGGAAGUAAUGAAACGCUUCGAUCACAAGAAUGUCGUACGACUAUUGGCCGUUAUCACAAAGACUGAACCAGUCUGCACGGUUAUGGAGUUCAUGCUCUAUGGAGACUUGAAGAACUACCUUCUAGCUCGAAGGCAUCUAGCUAACUCGGAUUCUGGAGACGACCCAGAAGAGCAAGUGUCUGCUAGAAGACUGACGGGCAUGGCUUUGGAUAUUGCGAGGGCGCUUUCGUAUUUAGCGCAAAUGAAAUACGUGCACAGAGAUGUCGCAGCACGAAAUUGCUUAGUCAGCGCAAGAAGAGUCGUGAAGUUAGCUGACUUUGGGAUGACGAGGCUUGUUUUUGAGAAUGAUUACUACAGAUUUAGCAGGAAAGGAAUGCUUCCAGUGCGAUGGAUGGCACCAGAGAGUUUAGCUCUUGGGAUAUUUUUGCCUGCGUCUGAUGUGUGGUCGUUCGGUGUUCUCCUCUAUGAAAUAGUGACGUUUGGCUCCUUGCCCUACCAAGGACUUAGUAAUAGUGAAGUGUUGAAUAAAGUGAAAUCUGGACAGACAAUUACACUGCCGACGGGUUUGAAGCCUCAAUUAGAAGGCCUAAUCAAGUCCUGCUGGCAGUCGGAGUACAAGUCCCGUCCCACAGCGUCGGAGGUGGCCGCGUUCAUAGCUGACACUCCUCGACUGCUGUCUCCAUGUCUUGAUUUACCCUUGGAUGCCUUGUCUCUUGACGUUGACUCUUGGAGACUGUCCAAGGAAAGAGCUGAAGCUCGAUGGGUAUCAUGGGCCGCCCCUCCUUCCGCGACCACCGACGUCACUUACCUCAGCGCAGACGCACCGCGGGAAAACGACCGAUUCUUACCAUAGUUAAUUGGUAAAUAUAAUUUGUAAAUACUCAUUCUAAACCAUGGGUAUCGCCUUUCUCAAGGCUAAAUAAGCGUUUAAAACGUUUAACUAUCGAUCUUUGUUUGACAAUGUUUUUUUAAUAAUAUAUAUAAUAUAAUAAUUUAUAGUCAGCAUCGGUAUUCUGUAACUUUCUAAAACGAUUUCAUAGUUUGAAGUUCAUAAGUCUCAAUAUCCAUACCCAAUCUUGGGCGCUAAAAUAAGUACAUUGUAAUCGGAAUCGUUGUUUUAAGUUGCAGAGUACCCGUGCUCAUAGGUACCAGUGCUCCAAUAAGUUGAAUUUUAUAUAGCUAAGUAACCAAAGAUUUACGUUAAAUAUAUAUACAGUACAAAUAUCAAAAAUAAUUUGUAAUACAAAACCGCUUUGGCAUAAUAAUAUUCGUAAUAAUUAACUAAAUUUAUUAACCUAAGUAAAAUUCAAAUUCAAAGCUACUUAGGUUUUAAUUAUAAAAUAUUUAAGUUAAAACCAUUUUUAGUUGCAAAACGGACAUUUCUGUUUAUUUAGCUUCUCCUUUAUUCAAUAAAUAAUUUAUUGAACAGCUAUUACUAAGACAUAGAAAUCGAAAAGCUCAACUUAACUAUAAAAUAUUUUUAAUCUGUUUUAAAGUGACGUUUGUAGAACAAAGUGCCUUUUUACCUUAAGUGUUCCUAUGCAGCUAAAUACUUUCACUUACUUAUAGUUUUAAAUAUAAGGUUUAGAUUAUGCUCAAAUGCUAUUAGUUUAUAAGAGAAUUGGCAUUCAUUUGUUUCCCUAUUUUACUUGGAGAAAUGCAUUGCGCAUACCGCGGCGCGACUGCUUAGUGCGGGAGUGUUAUGUGGGACUCGCGAUUGUGCAUACCCACUAAAAACCCAAAGCACCACCAGCAAUCGCCUUAGGCGGGAUGCGGUAACAACAGAGCCUUAUCAGCUUCCCGACAUGCUAUAUGGUGGUUGCGUCCGUCUCUCCACGCCUAUUGUUAGUUUGUGAAGAUACUUAACACAGCAAGUAUCCUUCACAUAAAUCAACCUUAAGACAAAGUCGUGGUUGUGGUAGACCCUAGACAAUUAUAAGCUUUUAUUUAUCAACUAGUUUAAAUAUAAUACAGUAAACCCCAUAUAACGCGAUAUACGAGUAUUCUCGUAAAACCAUUUCUUUGAACAAUUUAAACUAGGAACACGAAUUUAAUAAAGUUAUUUAGUUUUUUAUAACAACACAGUUGAAACAGGUGCAAAGGAACGCAAUACUAAUUAUGGACUUGACAACUCAUUAUAAAUUUCUCACUUAUAACUCCGCAUUAUAGGGUAGAACAACCGCAUUAUAUGGGGACGGAUAUUGCGUUAUAGGGGUAAUAUAUAAUAAUAUAGCAUCACCCCUACAAAUGUACAAUUUUGGUAUUUUAUGCGACCCCCGUCCGCGAGAAAAUCUCCUCCAGUUUUUUCCAACCUCGAAUCUCGCUCUUUCGGUCUUCCUUUGUUUCUUGUCGAAUGUUUUUGUUUUUCCAGAUCCUUACACUUCAAUGUUUAUGAUAUAUUUUAAUUGUAUGCCUCCUCUGGUAUCCAACAAUCCGACCGUUGAAAUGAAUGCACUAUGGAAUAUUGGCAAAUGACAUAAAAAGAUACAAAAUCCGUAUGUCAAAGUGGUAUAACACGUAUAGAAUUUUUUAUUUUGUUUUAUGGGGUUAUUGAUAUGGAACAACUGUGGGAGGAGUAAACUAUGAAUCUCUUUUAACAACGAAAAACUUAUUUAUUUUUAGUCUAAUAAAACAUUUAAUACAUGUGAAUUGCUUGUCAACUGUCAAAUGACAGCUGUCAUUUGUCGCUGACAGUUUUGAUAUAGAGAAUAUUGCAUUUUUGCUCCAUCUAUGCGAAGUUAAUAUUUGCAAUCGCUAUAUUUUUACUAGAUUUACGUAAUAAAUUCGCAUUUAUAUAAAUAAAGUUUAAUUUAAAACGCGGCAGCUACUUCUGUAAUAAUAGACGAAUUUUGUAUUUUGUUUAAUAAUUUGAUAGUAGUUGUACAUUUAGCGUAAUUGUGUACAAUUAUUUACGUAGUUCAUAGAUUAUUUUAUAUAUUAUUAGAUGCCAUAAUCGUUUACGCAUUUAAUUUUUAUAACAUAAAUAUAUAAUAUUUAAAUAUUUAUACAACUCGGUGUACAUUUGUUUCUAUAACAGUAACGAGACAAAUUCUCGUUCCUAAAAAAACCCAAUUCCUCUGUUGCAUCCGUCUCUUUUCGUCACAGCGGAAGUACAAUUUGACAGAAAGACACGAAAUAGUACGUAAUUUAGAGUGCAAUUAUCCAACAUUCACAGCUAUCUAUAUUGUAAAUUAACUAUAAAAGAUCAAUUUCUGAUCUGUGUCUUUUUGUAAAACGUUACGAUGCGGGUCGGGGAUUGAUUUACGCGUUAUUGUUAAUAUUAUUUUCGACUUUCCAGUACUUUACACCACAUAAUGGUAACUUUUAGGUAUAAAGAAUUACUAAGUGGUCACGAAACACUUUACUAUAGAAAACAGUACAGAAAAACGUUACGGCGCGAUACAUGGGGGGGUUAAUGAUCUCCAAAAAUUGCGUGACGUAAUACUUGAACGCUCCAUUAAGGCCGAUUUACAUGA